Marchantia polymorpha subsp. ruderalis is the source of this 960-nucleotide messenger RNA. The record is from the annotation of a GenBank genome assembly. NCBI's taxonomy places the organism in Eukaryota, Viridiplantae, Streptophyta, Marchantiopsida, Marchantiales, Marchantiaceae.
GCGCAUUUAUAUAUUGGAAUGUCAUCUGUGACUUCUAAUGACAAUUGUGCAGAGUUUUCUCUUACUGCCAGUAUGUACAAGGUACUGGUAUCGUAUAUACUCUUUACACUUUCUUCUAUAUACUGUUCUCGAUCGUCGAUUCUAUAGCUGUGGCCGGUUGGAUGAUUCAUCUGUUCCUGCACAUAAUCAUGAAAGCUACAAACAUAAGGUAGGCUUGCCACUUUUCGCAUGUAGUCAGAUUCCGGAGUUAGUUUAGUCAGUUUGUAAGGAGUUUGAGGACAGUGCGUGGUCUACGCCAAGCCGUGGGUUCGAGAUUCUGACUUCUGCAGCUGCAAACUUUGUGCAGUCUGAACAAUCCGAACCGCUGAAUGAAAUCACUCCUAAAAUGUACUAAAUUGCUACUUCUUCGAUUCACAAGAUGGACGAUACUCGAGGUGGUGCAACUGGAGAAUUGCCUGUUCACUCAACAACUUCAUACCCAGGAAAUUGAAAUAUGUCGCAAAACCGAAAAUUAGAUUUGCGCUCCCUAACCUGACUUUCUCCUCUAAAACCAGACUCUGUUCUCAGAUUUCUUCAAAAAAAUCUCGCUAGAAUAAGAAGUUGGGGUAAUUUGUGAUAUCCUCUUCGUCGUCCGCAUAAUCACACAUGCCAGAGGUGCACAGGGCCUCUCAUCUAUAACACCUGGUUGCACCUGAAAUUACAACACUUCCCACUUCUCGUCUUGUAGUUGUUGGCAGGCUUGCGCUGUCCAUGCUGCGGUAGAGAAUACAUCAGCCCAAGUAGUUUGCCAGAGUCGGCCUUCUCACAACGCUGACCUGUGCAAUCUUUUCUAUCUGUCUCCCAGAGCUGAUUAGAGGCAUUUGGCAUUUGAUAGCGACUUCAGAAUCAUUUCCAGGACUAUCUUUAAUUCCGUGGGAUCCACAUGAUUCUGUACGCCUGGAGUUUGUUAGCUGCAGAUGA